Chrysochloris asiatica (Cape golden mole) is the source of this 823-nucleotide messenger RNA. RefSeq names its product MIF4G domain containing (gene MIF4GD). Gene Ontology annotation, cellular component: cytosol. The record is from RefSeq and is a predicted model, not a curated record. Gene Ontology annotation, biological process: regulation of translational initiation. Lineage: Eukaryota; Metazoa; Chordata; Mammalia; Afrosoricida; Chrysochloridae. The transcript is spliced from 6 exons. Gene Ontology annotation, molecular function: RNA binding; protein binding; translation activator activity. The coding region runs from base 53 to 727 and encodes 224 amino acids.
GGCCCUGCAGGUGCCUUCACUAGCCCCAUCCCAGUGAGAGUUGCUGGGCUGGAUGGUCAUGGGGGAGCCCAGUAGAGAGGAAUAUAAAAUCCAGUCUUUUGAUGCAGAGACUCAGCAGCUGCUGAAGACAGCACUCAAAGAUCCAGGUGCUGUGGACUUGGAGAAAGUAGCCAAUGUCAUUGUGGACCAAUCCCUGCAGGACUGCGUGUUCAGCAAAGAAGCGGGACGAAUCUGCUACGCCAUCAUCCAGGCAGAAAGCACGCAAGCUGGCCAGAGUGUCUUCCGCCGUGGCCUCCUCAACCGACUGCAGCAGGAAUACCAGACCCGGGAGCAGUUGCGAGCCCGCUCCCUGCAGGGCUGGGUCCGCUAUGUCACCAUCAUCUGCAACAUCUUUGACUACUUGAGGGUGAACAACAUGCCCAUGAUGGCCCUGGUGAACCCUGUCUACGACUGCCUCUUCCGGCUGGCCCAGCCUGACAGUCUGAGCAAGGAGGAGGAGGUGGACUGCCUGGUGCUGCAGCUGCACCGAGUCGGGGAGCAGCUGGAGAAGAUGAACGGGCAACGGAUGGAUGAGCUCUUUGUCCUGAUCCGAGAUGGCUUCUUGCUCCCAACUGGCCUCAGUUCCCUGGCCCAGCUGUUGCUGCUGGAGAUCAUUGAGUUCCGGGCGGCCGGCUGGAAGACCACCCCGGCAGCCCAGAACUAUUAUUAUAGCGAGGUUUCCGACUAGCCCUCCAGUGAGCCAGAGGGCCUUCAUCAGCAGAACCAGCCCUUAUCCACCCACCUCCCAACCUGGUGAUGGAGUCUUCUGCUUCCCACAAGACUU